Messenger RNA from Lottia gigantea (owl limpet), 732 nucleotides. RefSeq lists its product as hypothetical. Gene Ontology annotation, molecular function: cysteine-type deubiquitinase activity. Lineage: Eukaryota; Metazoa; Mollusca; Gastropoda; Lottiidae. The coding region runs from base 1 to 732 and encodes 243 amino acids. The record is from RefSeq and is a predicted model, not a curated record. Gene Ontology annotation, biological process: protein deubiquitination. Gene Ontology annotation, cellular component: nucleus. The transcript has 5 exons.
AUGGAGCACAUAUUUCACGAAAAGCAAGAAGGGUCACUGUGUGCUCAGCACUGUUUAAAUGCCUUGCUUCAAGAUCAGUAUUUCUCGGCUGUAGAUUUGGCACAGAUUGCUGAGAGACUCGACGUUCAAGAGAGAGAAUAUAUGGCGGAAGGAGGUGUUCAUACUCAGGAAUAUCAACAAUUUUUACAGCAACCAUCAAGUAAUUUUGAUGACAGUGGUUUUUUCUCUGUACAAGUAAUUUCCAAUGCUCUAAAAGUAUGGGGGUUGGAUAUGAUUCCAUAUAACAGUCCAAGUGAUCAGGCCACAGAGGCUAGGAAUAACCCUACAAACCAGAGGGCCUUUAUCUGUAAUUUCCGUCAACAUUGGUUUGCCAUACGAAAAUUGGGAAAUCAAUGGUUUAAUUUGAAUUCAUUACUUACUGGUCCUGAAUUAAUAUCUGACACCUAUCUUUCUUUAUUCUUAACACAAUUACAACAGGAAGGAUAUUCAAUAUUUGUCAUAAAAGGAAGAAUACCAGAUUGUGAGGCUGAUCAGUUAUUGAAGUUAAUACCUGCAGUACAGACAGUGAAACCAAGUCUACUGGUAGACCCAGACAGCCAGUCUGAAGAUAACAGUAAUAGUAGCAAUAUACAAGAUGCAUUAGAACAGAGUCGACAAGCUGCAGAUCAAGAGGACAUAACUCUUCAACGGGCUCUACAAAUGAGUAUGGAAGGUAAGAGUCCAAACUUAUAA